AUGUCUCUUAGGAGUAUCUCAUCUGGAAUAUUACGUACACCCAAUUCGGCAUUUGUCAAUCUAUUAGAUUAUCCUUUUCAACCAAAUUAUAUUGAUUUAUUAAAUCCUGGUUCGAUUGGUGAUGGUAAAACAAAAUUACGUUUACAUUAUUUAGAUGAAGGAAAUCAAAGUAGUCCGGAAACAAUUUUAUUAUUACAUGGUGAACCAAGUUGGAGUUAUUUGUAUCGUCAUUUUAUACCAAAAUUAAAACAAUAUCGAGUUAUUGCAGUUGAUUUAAUUGGAUUUGGUAAAUCGGAUAAACCAACGAAUAAAAAUGAUUAUACUUAUCAAAGACAUGUGAAUUGGAUACGAGAAUUUAUUGAAAAUCUUAAUUUGAAUAAUAUUACAUUAUUUUGUCAGGAUUGGGGUUCUUUAAUUGGUUUACAACUAGUUGGAACAAAUGGAGUAGGUGAUCGUUUUGCACGAGUUGUUGCGGCUAAUGGUGGAUUACCUACUGGUGAUGGAAAAAUUUCUAAAGGUUUUAUUCAAUGGCUUGAUUUUGCAUCGCAACAAACGGAAAUGGAUGUUGGUCGUGUAAUCAAAUCUGGAGUUGUUAAAGAUAUGAAACAAGAAGAGAUUGAUGCAUACAAUGCUCCUUUUCCAAAUGAACAAUAUCAAGCUGGUGCUUUAGUAUUUCCAUUAUUAGUACCAAUAACUCCUGAGAAUCCUUCAUCUGAAUAUAAUCGUCAAGCAUGGAAGAAUUUAAAGAAUUUUAACCGACCAUUUCUAACUCUUUUCUCUGAUUCCGAUCCGAUCACAGCUGGUCUUGAUAAAAUAUUACAAUCGAUGAUACCAGGUGCGAAAAAUCAAUCACAUACGACAAUCACUGAUGCUGGACACUUCUUACAAGAAGAUAAACCGCAUGAAAUUGUUGAACAUCUUAUCAAAUUUAUCAAAGAUAAUCCUUUAAUACUUGCACGAUUAUAA
Molecule: messenger RNA, 966 nt
Organism: Adineta steineri
Lineage: Eukaryota; Metazoa; Rotifera; Eurotatoria; Adinetida; Adinetidae
Source: the annotation of a GenBank genome assembly